This is a messenger RNA of Macrosteles quadrilineatus (aster leafhopper), 4135 nucleotides long. RefSeq lists its product as uncharacterized. The transcript has 3 exons. The coding region runs from base 155 to 1963 and encodes 602 amino acids. Lineage: Eukaryota; Metazoa; Arthropoda; Insecta; Hemiptera; Cicadellidae. The record is from RefSeq and is a predicted model, not a curated record.
AAGCCGAUCCGCCACCGCGAGGUCCUUUACUUAUAGUAGUGGAUACGCGAAGUAUUGAGUGAAGUGAUCAACUUUUUUAGUUUUCAGUGCUCACUACGGAUAACUUGUGCCACUUGUUUUAAGAUGCCGCUGCUCGUGUAGAGGUUGACGGCGGAUGGCGGCGACCGACGGUCAGAUCCUGGUGGCGGCGGCUCGCUGGGCCGAGGAAGGACACUACUUGAGAGAGUUCGUGGCCAAACAUCGCCUACCAGCGGUAGUCAAGAUCAUCAAGGGUCAAUAUGGUGGGCUUGGAGUCCCUACCCUGCCCAACCCCGGGCUACAGAGCUCCGCACUCCUUGUCAGCGCUGGCAGAAGGCACAAGAUCGUUGCCCAGGCCAUCAAGAUGAAAGAAGGCAGGAGAGUCGUAGGAGUUGGUCCUAGGAUAGCCAUCCCAGACACGUACCAAGGCUAUUUCGAACUGCUGAGUGAGGAGGGCCGAGCAGUGAGGUGUAUAGAGAGCGUGCUGGAGCUGGCGAGGCGGAGGGUGGAGGCCGGGUGUUUGGUGAGGGAACCCAUCCGCGCGAUCUCUGCUAGAGUAGAGAGUGACGGGUCUGUGACGGCUGAUGGUGCGAGAACUGUUCCGAUCGGGGAAACACUAUUUCCCGCGGGCGAAGUGCAAUUGGGAAACUCGAAGGGGAGAUAUCUGAGAUGUGUUGACUCCAGGGGGGAUACGGUGCUGCUCGGGCUGGAACAGAGGGGACGUUUCAGUGCGCUCGCCAAAGAAGACAACAUCAGUGGUGUGCACACGGCGAAAAACCUGUUAACAAAACGGAUGCCGCUUACCGUGCGGCUGGUGCACGGAACGCCUCCUAGAGGACUGAAAAGUUCGAGUCAAUUCGUUCCUGAACUCAGGUUACUCUCUACGUUCGAAGAAGAACACGUGUUCGCUCUCCCAUUACAAAAAGACACCGGUGCAGUAGUCGCUCUUCCUUUAGCCGCUCCUAUCAAACUGCAAAAGACACGCAACGAAGAUCAGUUGAAGUCUUUAAGAGAGUUUCAGAGGUUAGUGGAUAAGUGUGGGAAGUUGGUCGGCGAAGUAGCGGAUAGAGCGCAUGUUUUGGAUGGAAAACUGGGAGAGUCCAAGGCGCUGAGGCUUAGCGGUAGCAGUCACGCCAUAGCCGCGACCAAAUCCGGCGGAUACUUCCUCAGGAGAAGCGCGUCCACAGACUCGGCAAACACUCAUAGUCAUUACUACAGCAACGAGAACCGAGCUCCAGCCGCGGCCGACGACUACGACGAGAUCGACCAGAUAUACGACUACGUUCGGGGGUUCGCGCCGUUACCGAAGAGUAUACGAUCACCUUUCCCCGACACGCCGUCGACGCCUCACGAAGACAGGCGUAGCUGUUCACCCACCACACCCACGACCAACUACAUCGUCCACCCGCUCACCGAGGAGUUGGCGAAACCGGAGCCACCACCAAUCGAGACCAUACCUACCAAGAAAGGGAGUUCGGGCAAGGCGGAGAAGCGGAGUAGAAAACCUAAAGAACCUAUCCAAGAUAAACCUCCGGUAACGUCGAUGUACAUCAAAAGCGGGAAUACGCAACGAGGCAGAAUUUUCCGACAGAAAAGUUCGUCGCCGUUGAAGGAGCAUCCUCCGGUAGUGAUGAAGGCGGGAUCACCACUCUUCAACAUCCGGUACAAGUCGCUGAGCAACCUGCAACAAGCGAUGGAGAUGGACGGGACCCUGGACUCGAGUCACUCUGGGGGACGAACGUCCGGGGACUCCGGAGCGGGCGUGAAGCUGCCGGAGAAGAGGUCUAGGAGGCUUAGCAGACCUCGCUCCCUCACGGACCUCGUGUGGGAGUUGAAGGGAGAGCCGGAGCGCAGGAAACCACCCAAGCCAGAGACCAGGAAGAACUCCGCGUCUCACAAAGUGGUGUCAGGCGGCCACAAGAGGAUCGGAACGUUGUACCUGUAGCGAACUCAGACCCUCUUUGGUAGGCGCACGGACAGCUUGCUCCCGCCCCUGGAUACAUCCUGGAUCCUCGAAUAACUCUAGGGUCAGGCGCGACCCCCGUGCUGUACAAGAUCUCGGUGUCCCUUGGAAGUAAUCUUUAGUCAAGUUAUUUAAUAUUUAUUCCUCACUGUUCGUCGUAUACGCUACAUUUAUCACACAUUGUUCCAUGUACAAUGUACAUUUGUAAGUCCGUUGUCUGAUCAGUAUAGAAGUUAAAUUAUCUUCAGAAUAACAUAAAUAUAAUUUUUGAACGGUCGUUUGGACUUUUGCAUAUUUUCUUUUGGUCCAACUUCUCUGGGAAUCAAGUAAAGGAUCUAACUUGGUUUGGAUAUAUUCUUUCUCUCCUUCUUCUUGAAAUAUCCUAUGUUGAUGGAAUUUUGUGUACUAUGAAAUCCCAUCUGUAUGGACCAGUUGAAUCCAGUUUAUUCAAAAAGAGUCUAGUUGUGAUCAUCUCACUUAAUGCGCUACUGUCAACAUUAUUUCGUCUUUCUUAUUCUACAUUAGUUUGAUUGUAGAUUUUACAUUAAAUUUAAGAAGUAAGCUUCAGUUACGAUUUGAAAAACAAACUACAUAAAUCUGGAUCAUUAUCUGGUGAGCGAUUCAACUGAGAUCCUAUUUGUUUAAAAACUGAUUGCCUAUAAGUUUUGGAAGUAGAAUGUCUAUUUUAUUUAACCAAUCUUUAAACAAUGAAUUUAAUUUGACGUUAUCUUAAUUUCAAAUGUACAACAUACUUUGAUAUAUAUUCCUCAAAUACUUCAGACAGCCUGAUUUGUCACCAGCUGUUAUAUCUUCAUUUGACAAUAAUGAUCAGAAAACGGAUACGAAAAGCUUUUCCUUGGACUAUUAACCGUGUUAUAGAUAUAGAAAAUCCAAAGAGGUAGUAUAUUUUUGUAUGUCAGCUUUCAUUGUUAGAACCUUAAGUGCAAAAUAUAACUUUGCCAUCUGUGUUGCUUUAACUGUCUCACUUUCAUUUGUAAACUUUGAACGUUUUAGGGAUUGGGAAAAUGUGUAAAGUGGCCUUGAAUAUGUUGGAAAGAAAAUGACCAGAAAUGGAUUUUAAUUUAUAUGAAAAAGUUUAUAAAGAUUAUAUUCUAUUCACUACUACAAUAUUUUUCAACUUUUAUUAAGAUUGUGACGUAUUAGUGGCCUUAGAAAAAAUUGAAUUGUGAGAUAAUUGUGUAUAAAAUGAACGGAUGGUGGGAGUAAUUAUUUACAUUGAUAAUUAUUGCUAUUUUAGUGUUUAUGUAAAAUUUUUGAUUCGUAAUUAAUUCAUUUAAUUUAAUUAACAAAAGCAGGGUUGUAAAUUGUUUAUUGUAAAAAAAUGCUUUAAAACUCGUUUAUUGUUAUUUAAUUUUUAACAGUGUAAUAGUAAACAUGUUACAUUUUGCAAAACUCCUGCAACGGCUACAAUGGAAAGUAUUUUUUGCAUUUUUACACUUUAACUUCAUUUUACACUAUUCACGUUUACAUUUCACCAUUAAAUCUCAUUUUCACAAUCUUGCGUCCAAUAUUUUAAACAAUCUUCCUUCGAUUAAUUCUGUAACUUAUCUCUUGGUGGAAAUCGCCGUGAUCUUGUACGUUAUAGGCCCAUUACCAUUUUGUUGGUUAGUCUGUACAUUUUGAUUUGUAUUGUUUACAUUUUACGGUGAAGUAAAAGCAAUUGUGAUAUCGAUUUCUGUAUAUCUAACGCUAACGCUCAGAGAUUCAAUUGCGCAGACUGUAUGCCAUAUGAUUUAAACCCUUGUUGGCGAGAAUAUCGUUGUAUCUUCCCUAGAUUGUUUAGGAUUUAAAAAUGUAUGACUAAGUAAUCAGGAAGUUCAAAUUUUUACAAAAGGUAAAAUGUAAAUUAAUGUAAUUUUUUUGUUAUUUGAUUAGUUUGAUUAUUUUGAUUUUUCUCGCCAACAAUGUUAGUAACCUCAUCUGCGCAGGUUUUAUUUUGACUGAGAAUGCUUGUUGUUGCAUGUGAAGAUUCAUUUUAGACGCCUCAGAAUUGUAGGCCGUAUUUAGCUAUUAGCCAUAUUGUAUUGUUGCUACUCAAUGUGUGUUAGUUAUAUGGUUUGCAUAUUUUAAUUUUGUAUUCAUUUGUGUUUAUUUCUUAUUUCGUAAUAAAUCUAUAAAAUGUAAAAGAUUAAA